This is a messenger RNA of Dicentrarchus labrax (European seabass), 1901 nucleotides long. RefSeq names its product galactose mutarotase (gene galm). Lineage: Eukaryota; Metazoa; Chordata; Actinopteri; Moronidae. The record is from RefSeq and is a predicted model, not a curated record. Gene Ontology annotation, molecular function: aldose 1-epimerase activity; carbohydrate binding. The transcript is spliced from 9 exons. Bases 119 to 1153 code for a protein of 344 amino acids. Gene Ontology annotation, biological process: beta-D-galactose catabolic process via UDP-galactose, Leloir pathway; glucose metabolic process.
ACCCUAAGAAGAAGAGGAGGAGGAGGAGAAGGAGGAGGAGGAGGAGAAGGCGGAAGUGGAAUGUAAACAUGUGAAGGUCUAAAGUCUUGUGAGUUGAUAAAGCGUUUUCAGGUCCAAGAUGACUCAGGUAAGCCAUCAGCAGUGGGGAGAGGUGCCCGGCCUGGGUAGUGUGGACCUGUGGGUCCUCCAGUCCUCCCAGGUGCGGGUGGAGGUUCUCACCCUGGGUGCCAUCAUCAGGUCUGUGUACAGCAGAGGGAAGGAUGGUCAGAUGGAAGAUGUAGUCCUGGGCUACGAUGACCUGGAAGGUUAUGUGUCAGAUAAGCGCUACCUGGGAGCUCUGGUAGGCCGCGUGGCCAACAGGAUCGGACGGGGACACUUUGUAGUGGAGGGAAAAGACUACCAACUGGAUAUCAAUAAUGGACCUAAUGCACUGCACGGAGGGCUACGGGGCUUCAAUAAGGCUAUCUGGCUUGCUACAGCAGUCGACGGUGGCAUUCAGCUGAGUCUUACAAGUCCAGAUGGAGACCAGGGUUAUCCUGGAGAGGUUCAGGUCUCUGUCUCCUACACCCUACAGGGGGAAACACUAACUGCUGAAUACCAAGCCCGGUCUAACAAAACCACCCCCAUCAACCUCACCAACCACUCCUACUUCAACCUGGCGGGACAGGGUGCAGCAGAUAUGUACGACCAUGUAGUGUCCAUCAGUGCUCAGUCCUUCCUGCCUGUGGAUGACACAUCGAUUCCUACAGGAGAGAUCAGAGCAGUGGAAGGCACACCCUUUGACCUCAGAAAGCCUGUUCUGAUUGGCCCUCGGCUGAAGGAAAUUCCAGGUCCGGGGUUUGACCACAACUUCUGUCUGUCAUCGCCCGGUGAUACUUGGGCAGAGAGACACGCUGCCAGAGUGUGUCACCCAGCCAGUGGGCGUGUCCUGGAGGUUUCCACCAGCCAACCAGGAGUCCAGUUCUACACUGCCAACUUCCUGGAUGGCUCUAUUACAGGAAAGGGCGGGGCUAGGUACAGGAAGCACAAUUCCUUCUGUCUGGAGACACAGAACUGGCCCGAUGCCAUCAACCAGACCUCAUUUCCUGAUUGUCUCCUGCGUCCUGGUGAGAACUACCGACAUGUCACACGCUUCACCUUCACCACUGAGUGAUCCGACCUCUGCCCACAGUUGGACAGAGAAGAAGAAAACUGGGUACUUUGAAGUAUAAAAUGAAGCCCAUUAAUGAAUUACAUAUACCAGUUUUCACAGGUUAAUCAUUGGGGAUGCACGAUAUGGAGUUGUUUUUAACCGAUAUUAUAACUGUUAAUUACCUGCUUCUAAUGGCCAAUACCGAUAAGAUAACUGAUAAUUUCACAUUUUUGUAUUUUAAAAAGAAGUUCAUAACCUGUAAAAUGUCGUGAACAAAGAUGGAUGAUUUAACAUUCAAUAGCUCUGUUCUAACUGAAACUGACUUCACAACGAGAAACAACAGUUCUGACUCUUCAAAUGGUUAUUUAGUUUUUCUAAUAAAGUUCAUCAUGAAACUUCACAAACAUACUUUAAAGAAACAUACCUUAUCAGCUGUAAUUCAUUAAUCGGGAUAAUUUACUAUAAUAUCAAUUUCCCAUUAUCAGCCAACUUAUCUGCCCCGAUAAUAAUCAUGCAUUCCUGAUAAUCGUGUGUUGUACAAUUACAGCAGCCAGUGCCUUUUUCACACUGUGUGAGUGAUCUGAUUCAGAUUUGUUAAUGUGAAGAACUUUACCACACCAAUGCUGUGACGGGUUUACAGCCUGUGCACGUCAGGUGUGGGGCAGUGACGUACCACCUGACCAAACACUGUUAGUUAUAAUGAGGUUUAUGAUCCUGUGCCAUUCUUACAUCAAACAAAAAAGUAAUAAUAAAGAGCUUACUCACUCAA